AGUUUUUUGUUUGUUUUCAACAACCUUAUUAUUAAAUUAAAUGAUAUUAAGGGAUGGAGAGAGAAAACGCGAGGCCCGUUUUCCCGUGGUACAAGGAGAGGUUGCAGACCAAGUAUCUUAAGGCCCCGGCAAACAGGAAUUCCUCGGUCGGCACGUGUUCCCGUUUUGCGUCCGUGAGCCUCGAUGACUUCAGUGAUUGCUCGUCAGUCUUCUCCGGAGACAGGGGAGGUGUCUCGCCGGUCAUUUUCCACGACGCUCCAAAACACAACGCCACCAACUCCGGUCAAAAGCCGAGAAAGUGCACUUCCAAAGAGCACGCUUGCUUUUCAAAGCAGAUGAUCCGAAAGCAGAUGCGCAGAGAACACGUGGCCGCCGUGGAGAAGGAACUCAAACAGCAUCCUCUGGCUAUGUUCCCGCACUACAAGGAUCACAUGACCCCGGAGUUAUUUGAUGAGGUGGUAUCCAUUUUGGACCCGGACAUGAGCGUAAGCGGCGCCUCAGGCCUUCCUACGGCGCCAGGUGACCACGCGGAGGAGGAAAAUGAAGAAAACCACACAGAGCCAACAGCCACGGUGACCAGAGACCCUCGUAUUCUACACAAGAACGGAGACGGUAUCAAAAAGGGCCGGACGGUGAAAGGGAAUCCACUGAAAGGGAAUCCACUAAAAGGGAAUCCACUGAAAGGGAAUCCACUAAAAGGGAAUCCACUGAAAGGGAAUCCACUAAAAGGGAAUCCACUGAAAGGGAAUCCACUAAAAGGGAAUCCAUUGGGCACCCACAGGGACAUGAAAGUACCCGCCAAACCUUCCGGCAGGCGGUUUUCCUUUCCGGACAAAAAGACCAAUGUGAGCGAAUAUGCAAUUAUUGGCGUUCAAGACACUUCAUCGCCAUCUUUCCCCACUGAGGUGGAAGAAGUAAAGACUUCCUCGGGCCAAGAAUGAAAUCCUGUCACGGGCCCCAAAGUCUCUUUAUUAUUGAUGGCUUUGUAUGAUAAAAAUCCAAGAACACAUACAGUUAGAGACCCACGCAACACGCCCAAGGAGCUUUAGUUAUGACCAGUCACAUGACGAGAUGAGGACGAUGUGAAACCUUUGGUUUGAUGACUGAACGAGGAGCUGAAACAGAUGAAACCGUAGUAGCUAUGAGGAGUUAUGUAAUCCACAAUGUACGAAGGCUAAAAAGGCAAGAAGGGAUUUCACAAGACCUGCAUGUGUUUCACAGCAUUUGUAUAUCGGAAACGCUCUUUAAAGCCACACUGCAACGAAGAAAGCAAAAGGAGAAGUGUCUUAAAUGUGUUUCGGUAUACGAGGUGACAUUAAGGACGCUGAAGCUCUGUGUGCACGUUUAAUGGAACUUAACUUGAACAUCCAAUAAAGAUGCGACGGUCUUAUUUGUAUCAAGCUUGUCAUACUGUUCUGUGUGCACCACCAAAUAUUCAAAUAUACGAUACAGAUUUUGUUUGUUUUUCGGCAUGAUUACUGGUGUUAAUUAACAACUCAAACACAUGA
This is a messenger RNA of Cyclopterus lumpus (lumpfish), 1508 nucleotides long. RefSeq lists its product as uncharacterized. Lineage: Eukaryota; Metazoa; Chordata; Actinopteri; Perciformes; Cyclopteridae. The record is from RefSeq and is a predicted model, not a curated record. Bases 54 to 941 code for a protein of 295 amino acids. The transcript has 5 exons.